GUAAACUAUGACCCUGAUAAGCAAAAUAAGCGUUAUACUCUGCCUGUUGCUCCACAUCCAAUUGGGUCAAGUGCAACAAUGCCCGGAGGAUGCCAAUGAUGCUUAUGAGCAGUGGAACCCCAAUGCGCAUCGGCCAAAGAAACAAAAAACUUGGGAAUUGGAAUUGGAGGAGGAUCUGGAGCCAGAGGAAGAUCAGUGGCAGGUGAACACCUGUGUGGCGGAUCAAUCGGCUGUUUGUCCCGCCGAAAACCCGCACGAUGUGAAGUACGAACUGCCCAACGAUUUCAGAUACUUCAAGAACAAUCGGUGCAAGAGUCCCAAGACAAUUUCCAAGGACGAGGACGACGACGAGGAUGCCGAUCCUGCAGCCAUGGGCGAUGACGAUGAUGCCGAUGACGAUGAUGAGGACGAUGGCGAUGAUGAAAACGAUGAAGACAACGAAAACGAUUUCAAUGGCGAGGACGAGGCCUUUGCGGCCAGGAUCUCCUGUUUGCUGGGAGCUCUCCAAAAACACACACAAGCAAUGAACGACAAUAUUCAGGUUUUACAAUCGCGUUUGGCCAAGAAAAAGUGCCCGAGCAAUGCCAACUUGAACACUAUAAUUCCGGAACAUCCGCAAUCGAAGUGGCUAAAGAAACCAGAAGGUUUCGGGGAACGCGAGCCAUUUGUACAGAAAACCAACACUGACUUUGAAGACCUUCUGCCACCGAUCUCGAGCACCAAAAUCGCAUAUGGUGACCAUCAUCGGAUGCAGGUAUCACCGCUAUUGCAACUCAUCCAAAGGCCGACCUCGUUGCAAUCGCACUUAAAGAGUCCCAAGGACAAAGAAAAACCAGAAGCACACCACUGGAUGCAGAUGAGGACGCGGGGAUCUCCUGCGGAAUUUCAGGAUACAAUUAAAUCGCAUCCAGAUGAAGAGCCCCAAGUGAAGUACGAGGAAUACGAGGCGAGAAUGAGGCGUCUGAUGGCCAAUCGGGAUGUCAUCGAGCGAAAGGUGAUGCAGGUGAUGGGCCCCAUUUCCCUGAUGGACGUUUGAUCCGUUUUAGAAUUUAAGCCUUAUAAAAUAUAAGGUAUAUUCUGAGGCCAUUAAUAAAAGAUUAUAUAAUUGAAUGCUUAUAAA
This is a messenger RNA of Drosophila ficusphila, 1120 nucleotides long. RefSeq lists its product as uncharacterized. NCBI's taxonomy places the organism in Eukaryota, Metazoa, Arthropoda, Insecta, Diptera, Drosophilidae. Bases 8 to 1036 code for a protein of 342 amino acids. The transcript has a single exon. The record is from RefSeq and is a predicted model, not a curated record.